Staurois parvus is the source of this 342-nucleotide messenger RNA. NCBI's taxonomy places the organism in Eukaryota, Metazoa, Chordata, Amphibia, Anura, Ranidae. The record is from the annotation of a GenBank genome assembly.
UCAUGCUGCUGCCAGGUCCAGAGUCUCUCAUGGGUCCCUGUACGGCCUCCCAUUGCUGCUGUCUCCAUCGCCACACUCUGCCAUGUGCCACUUUCAGGUCUCCUCACACUGCUGGUGUAUUCCAUUUUUUGUCAUAGGGUGCUGGCAGAUUACGGGCCUCCCAUAGCUGCUGCCAGGCCCCUAAUCUGCCAUGGGCCCCUAUACCGCCUCCUCAUGCUGCUGCCAGGUCCAGAGUCUCUCAUGGGUCCCUGUACGGCCUCCCAUUGCUGCUGUCUCCAUCGCCACACUCUGCCAUGUGCCACUUUCAGGUCUCCUCACACUGCUGGUGGGUUCCAUUUUUUG